Molecule: messenger RNA, 1804 nt
Organism: Rhinichthys klamathensis goyatoka
Lineage: Eukaryota; Metazoa; Chordata; Actinopteri; Cypriniformes; Leuciscidae
Gene: shisa3
Product: shisa family member 3
Exons: 2
Coding region: 335-1186 (283 amino acids)
Source: RefSeq, a predicted model, not a curated record
UUAAAAGUAACGUUUGGCCUAUUCGAUGAGAAGUUAACGAGACUAAAAUGUCAGUAAACAGCGGGAGCGGAUAAAAUGCGGAUAGAAUCAUGGAAUUUCUGGAAGUGAUAGCCUAUUUUAAAACAAUCUGACCGGAGCUGGAUGAUUCCCAAUAUUGGAUUUGGACAACAAUCCUUGGAUUUAAUCCCAGUGACUGAUUUAAAUCUUAUGAGCUGAUGGAGUAUUUUCCCAAAUCAUUGCUAGUUCGUUUAAAGCUCGCUUAACCCCAAAACGUCAGUUUAUCGGGCGCGCUCCGUUUGAGAGGAACUGGCAAAUUAAAGCGCAUCUUGCCGGUAUGGUGCGCCUGCUGAAUUGCCUAGUCUUGGGGUACUUGACAUGGAAUCUGCGGAUAUCUGAUGCCCGGGGAGAGUACUGUCACGGCUGGCUAGACAGCAGUGGGAAUUACCAUGAGGGCUUUCAGUGUCCGGAGGACUUUGAUACGGCGGACGCGACGGUGUGCUGCGGGAGCUGCUCGCUGCGCUACUGCUGCGCGGCCCCGGACGCGCGUCUCGAUCAGGGAACCUGCACGAACGACAGAGAAGUGGAGAACGACACGCAAUAUGCUGCCCAGCCCAUCUACGUGCCCUUUCUGAUGGUGGGCUCCAUCUUCGUGGCGUUUGUAGUGGUGGGCUCUCUGGUGGCCGUGUACUGCUGCACCUGCCUGCGACCCAAGCAACCCACCCAGCAGCCGAUCCGCUUCUCGCUGCGCAGUCAGGGCGAAACCAUCCCCAUGAUCUUCACCACGGCUCCUCCCAGCCUGCGCACGCCGUCCCGCCAGUCCAGCACGGCCACCACCAGCUCCAGCUCAGCGGGAGGAGGGAGUUCAGUCCGUCGCUUCUCCCUGGGCCGGGCUGACACGCUGGGGCAGUGUUCGCAACAGCAGCUCCUGAUGGUCUCGUCCUCCUCAGCGUCCACUCCUGUGUCCGUGACCCCGACGCAGCCCUUAUUGCCUCCACCACCUUACACCUCCCAGCAGGGCCUACAGGCCAGUAACUCUCUCCAACACACACACGGUCACAGCCAGUUACAGAUGCACCACCAGACCCUGCAAAGCUCCGGGUUCCUCCUGCCACAACAAUACUUCUUUCCUCUCCCGCAGGAACCGUUCUCUGGGAACAAGGGAUUUGCUGACUUCAGCCAGAGCUGACCUGGGCUUCUCAGCUGCUCGAAAAGGAGACGAACACCAAAGAGCCGGUCAUUCACAAUGCCCUGUUGUAGACUCAUAUUACAGGGGCUCCCGCACAAGGAAACAGGCACUAAUACGUCUUUCAGCGAGCUUGACUGGCACUUGUGAGACCGCAGCUGGAAUUUGAGAGCCGUGUGGAGCGCUUAAGCUGCUGAGAUAGUGGACUAUCAAUCUGACAGACACUCAAGUGCUGGACACAACACACCAGAACAUGGACGCCUACUUCAAAGCACCUAUAUCUACAAUUGAUCAUAUCUUGUAUGCACUUCCAAUCUGUUUCUAUGAUAAAAGACGUCUUAUUUUUGAAAAACUCCAGCUGGUCGACACUCCACUGAACAUUUAGCCUUUGUAUUUGAGGUCAUUCUAUAUAAUUACACAUUAAGGAAGAACGACAGAUUAUAAAGACAUUUUUCUUGACAAUCUCAGUCCCAUUUUAGGGGUCGUGCACACAAAUAGUGCCAUGUAUGAAUGAGGGUUUUAUAGAAAUGGUAUUAGAUUAAAGGUUUAAUUACCAGACUGAGACAAAGAUUGUUCAUAAUGUUUAAAACAGGCAUUCAUCAUGUGUUACUCUCGCUAAUA